AUGGUGAUGAAUAACGAUAAAUUUUCCCCAGUGAGUGUAGAAAACAUAAAUGGGACAACCGAACCAACGACGGUCACGUAUAAUGAAUUUGAACACCUUCUGAUGAGUGGGAGUCUGGUACUGAUCAUGCUAGCGACUCUGAUUGGGAACGGAACGGUUUGUCUGGCAGUCUCCAGACAUCGUAAACUGCGCACGCGCACAAACAUUUUUAUCAUUAACCUGUCAUGUGCUGAUAUCGGUGUUGCAGUUAUCUGCAUGCCUUUCUCGUUGUACACGUGCUUGAAUCAUGAAUGGGUGCUGAGUGAUGUUCUGUGCAAGCUAAAUGGUUUCCUUAACAUAGUAUUCUGCAUGAGUUCGCUUUUGACGCUUACAGCGAUAAGUGUAGAAACGUAUUUUGCCAUCUGUAAGCCGCUGUACCACAGACAUAUGAACCGAAAGUCUUCCAUUGGUCUCUUGUUGUGGACUUGGAUUCAGCCAGUUGUCAUAGCUUGUAUUCCUCUCUUUGGCAUCAUGGAGUAUGAAUUUAAAUCAGGUAUUUAUAUAAAUACUGAUAUAUAUCAGUAAAUUUUAAUGUAAAGUCGAAAGUGAUCGGGAAUUGUACUGGUUUUUCUUGAGAGAGCAGGAACUAAAGCUCUUUUGUUUUUCUGCCCUGCACUCUGUGAUUAAUCUAGAAAACGUACAACUUGAUCUAAGGCAAAAUCCUCCUUCAUUCAGUUUGCCUUUCUAUGCCUAAGCCCUCUUGGCCGAUUGUAAGAUUUAUUUUAUCUAUGGUGACAACUUAGAUAACUUCCUUUCAAGUUUAGGGACCCUCGAUUGAAUCGGGCUCUGCACUAUUUUCUAAGUACUGACCGGCAAACGCUUUUAACAACUGAUGGAUAUGGUAUUUUUUUUCAUGUCUCUUUGAUUCUCACCUUUUUCCUUUAGGGUGAAAGGUCAUAGAAUACAUCCCUGUUCAAUGAUGGCGAUUGAAAAUGAAAAGUGCCUAAUAUUUAACUGCGCAGGAAAUUCAUACCAUGUGGCCCAUCAGGAAAGCUAUCAUGGCUUAGUUAGAUAAAUAUCAACUUAAGAUCCCUAAUAAAUAGUUCUUUUUUGAUAGGUACAACUCAGUGUGGGGUCCAGUUCCCUACCAAUCAUUCUGAACAAGUGUUCGCCAUCUUUGUCAUUUUGUUUGGCUUCGUAGUACCGUUUGGCAUCAUGGGUUUUACUUACUGUAAUAUUUUCCGUUCGGCCAGACGUCACACACGGCGCGUCAGUCGUGUCUCGUUUUCAAGCACUUCUAGUACCGGUUCCACCGCGGCCCACAAGCAAGUAGCGGUUACCGUGCUUAUUUUACUGGUGGUUUUCUUGUUUUGUUGGCUACCGUACUUUUUAUACGCUGCGCUAGUCAGCGUCAAAAAUUCUGCCUUGUCGUCUGAUCGCAGAGUGCUGGCGUUAGGAAAGGCCGCCUAUUGGUGCGCUUUCACAAGCAGCGCGCUCAAUCCCUACAUUUACGGCUUCCGUAACCCGCAGUUCAGAAAGGAAUUCCAGUUUCUACUUUGUUUGUUCUGCCCGUGCAUUAGGACCGGUUUGCGCACGCGGGGAUGUAGCACUACAACGAGAAGCAGGGGCUCAUGGGAAGGGUAUGCCGGCUUCGAAUACAAUCACCUCAAACGUACCAGUUUGUCGUGCCCCAGCCCUAAAGCGAGGCUCUCUGUAGACUUUGCUCAGUUUCCUCCAAAUGGCGCCGCUAAGUUUGAGAUGCUCGCCCUCAAAACUAAACUUUCCAACUGUUCGUCUGAUCCGGGGUAUCGCAGUCAAGAAGACAACCGGGGCUUUGAUGAGGAGACUGGACCGAGUGAGGAAGACGGGGCUGUUGGUGAUAGCAACAACAAUAACAGCUCAUUUGGUGAUGAAAGUCAAAACAAUUUCAUCAGAAUCCUCGGUGAUGAAGCAAGUGUCCUAAAUUCCAGUUACGGCCCAGAAGUACCAAUCCUAGGUGCAUAUUCAAAUCAAGUAAGAGUUCUUGAAAGGAAUGCUGAGGAAUUUACGGAAAACCUGUUUCAUGACCAUGAAAAUGAGGUAGAAACCUCACGAUCUGAGACUCAAACCGAGUCUCCUGACAAUACCCAGCCAGGAAGGGAAAUGCCUAUGAAUUACAGUUCCACAGAGGAGUUAUUGACUCCCACGAGGCUCAGAGGGUGGAGUCUGAGAACUCUUGGAGCCAGGCUUAAACUCGGUUGGGUUGAAAGCACACUCUAA
This is a messenger RNA of Pocillopora meandrina, 2238 nucleotides long. The record is from the annotation of a GenBank genome assembly. Lineage: Eukaryota; Metazoa; Cnidaria; Anthozoa; Scleractinia; Pocilloporidae.